CUGAGUAGGAAAAUGGCCGUUCAUGUGCCGGAACCAACCCUUUCCACAGCAGGAAACAGCAAGAAAGGAAUAUCACUGGUAUUUGAUCUGAUAAAGCAGAGUUAUUUGCUUCUUUGAAAAGAAUUAACUGGAUGAAAAAAAGAAUCUUCAAUAAGAUUAAUCCCAGGGCAGAAAGAUGCCAAAUUUUUCUUUUUCAACGGCACAUAAUUUCCUCCGUUUCACCCCUGAAUCUUUGGAUUCAGUUAGAAAGAGAAUUGCUGAGAAGGAAGCCAGUCGCUCCAAAGCCUCGGAAAAGGACAACAAUGAAACACAAGAAGAAAAUAUUCGACCGCAGCUCGAUCUGAAAGUUUUAAAAAAACUGCCUAUUCUUUAUGGGAAGCCCCCUCCUUGGCUCAUCGGAGAACCGUUGGAAGAUGUUGACCCCUAUUAUAGGGAUCACGAGACGUUUAUGGUGCUAUCAUCCCGAAGCAGAAUCUUUCGAUUUACAGCCUCUAAAUCUUUAUUCUUAUUUAGUCCUUUCCACCCACUAAGAAGACUAGCCAUAAAAAUUUUAAUACAUGUUAUGUUUAUUGCAUUUAUAACAUGUGUUGUUCUCGUCAACUGUGUUUUUAUGGCUUUAAACACUCCUCCAACUGAUGGCAACACUACUGAAAUUAUUUUCACCAGCAUUUAUACGGCAGAAUUUGUAAUCAAAGUGGUAGCAAGAGGAUUUGUUUUUAAUGAAUUCACUUACCUGCGAGAUCCUUGGAAUGUCUUGGAUUUCUUUGUUUUAAUUAUGACAUAUGUAGCUUUCAGUCAAAACUUUGGCAGCAUUUCAGCUCUCCGAAUUUUCAGGAUUCUGAGAACUUUAAAGGCAGUUUCUGUAAUUCCAGGCUUGAAAGUCAUUAUAUCUUCCCUUCUUCAGUCGGUGAAAAAACUUGCAAAUGUGAUGUUGCUGACGGUUUUCUUCUUGGCCGUGUUUGCAUUGGUUGGUCUUCAGCUCUUCAUGGGUAACUUAAGAUAUAUUUGUGUUCCCUGUUCGCUUCUUACUGAAAACGUCAACAAAUCUGAUUGUUUAUUAAAGGCUACAGAAUGGGAAGAAUCCAAAUUUGAAUUUCCUCCCAGCCUGAAAGAAGCUAUCAAAAAGCACCUGACUUGGCAGUGCUGUUCGCUGUGGUUGCAAAUAAAGAAUAUAUUGAAGAAAAUAAUGAUGAAUCCUUUAAUGGAACUAUUUAUUACACUGUGCAUUAUAACAAAUACCAUGCUGAUGGCAUUGGAAAAACUUUCAUUAUCAUCAGAACAGUUCUGAUGUAUUUUCUUGCAGGUGUUCACUGCCAUUUUCACGGCUGAAAUGGUCCUCAAGAUGGUUGCCCUGGAUCCGUAUUACUACUUUCAGUGCUCCUGGAAUGUGUUUGACUUCACUGUGGUUAUUAUAGGCAUAAUAAACCUGUUGCUGAGCAAGCGGGCGCCAAUUUUCAGAACGCUGAGAAUCUUCAAACUUUCAAAAUUUUGGCCGGCUUUAAAUAAGCUGAUGAAAAUAAUGUUGAAAUCAGUAGGCCCUCUGGGUAACCUCACCCUUGUUCUGAUAUUCACUGUAUUCAUUUUUGCUGUGGUUGGGAAGCAAGCCUUUGGGAAUUAUUACAGCACGGUCGCUGCUAACGCUAGCAUCUGCAACAACGACGGUGUGCCGAAUUGUGCUUCCAGUAAUAGUUCUGAGACAUGCCAGUUGCGUUGGCAUAUGAAGGAUUUUUUGCAUUCAUUUCUUAUUAUAUUCCGAAUUCUGUGCGGAGAAUGGAUUUCCACCAUGUGGGAAUGCAUGCAGGUUGCCGGAGAAGGACGAUGCAUAAUUCUGUUCAUGCUGGUCCUGGUUAUAGGAAACCUGGUGGUCCUCAACCUCUUUAUCGCUCUGCUGCUGAGUUCCUUCAGUAGCAGUGAUUCCGAAACAGAGGCAGAUAACCACAAACCUGAGCCUGGAAAGGCUUUAGCACUUAUUCAGAGCGGGCUGCGAUUUGUCAGACUUUUCCUGAGGGACUGGUGUUGCCAUGUCUUCCUGAAGAAGCUGAGGGUGACAGGCACAAAGAAAAAGAAUGAGACCACCAUCAUUGAAAGGUCCUGUGAUGCUGAACCCACGAAAGAGAUCUCAGUGAACUUCGCCAGCAAGGAAUCCUUCGGGAAUUGGGAUAAACUUCCGUGGGAUAGAAAGCAAGAAGACUUGGUGACAGAUUACAGGGAGAUUCCCACUAUUCCCCUCGCUGAACUGGAGACAUUAAGCGUUGAGGAAAUUGACCUCAGUACCCUGGAGAACAAUCUGCGAAAGAGGAAAGAAAUACCGGUAUACCAAGGCCAAAAUCGAAGACUCUCUUCUCAAGUUUCUGAAACUACAAGUAUUUGGUCUUUGGAUGUUCCCAAGAGAUCAGAUUGUGAUUCGAGCUGUUCAGAUACCAGCACGGUGGAUCAGAGAUCUCCUAUCCAUCAUGUGCCUGAAGUCAAGAAGGAACCUCAGGACUGUUUCCCACAAGUCUUCAUGAAAUUGUUUCCAUGCUGCAGAGUGAAUACAGAUACAUUUCCAGGCAACACUUGGUGGAGAGUUAGAAAAACCUGCUACAAAAUCAUAAAACAUAAUUGGUUUGAAUCCUUUAUUAUAUUCAUGAUAUUACUGAGUAGUGGUGCUCUGAUCUUUGAAGAUAUUUACCUCGAUAGAAGAAAGAUCAUAAAAAACAUUCUUGACUAUGCCGAUGUAUUCUUUUUCUGUAUCUUUUUCUUGGAGAUGCUUCUCAAAUGGGUGGCCUAUGGCUUUAGAAAAUAUUUUACUGACGGCUGGUGUAUUCUUGAUUUCUUUAUUGUUUCUUUUCCUAUGGCAAGAGGUGUAUCAAAGACAAGACAGUGUGACAGCAAUAUCUCCACAAAAUCUCUAAGAACAUUGAGGGCCCUUAGACCUCUCCGAGCACUGUCUAGAUUUAAAGGAAUAAAGGUUGUUGUGAAUGCCCUGGCCGGAGCUAUCCCUUCCAUUGGAAAUGUGCUUCUUGUCUGCAUUGUACUAUGGCUCCCAUUUAACAUCUUAGGAGUGCAACUGUUUGGAGGGAAAUUUUCAUGUUGGAACGUUGAAAACAAGAAUAGUUGUAUUAAUAAGACAAUCAACUUUGAUCAUGUUGGGAAUGGCUAUCUGGCUCUCCUUCAAGUGGCAACAUUUAAAGGCUGGAUGGAUAUUAUGUAUGCUGCAGUAGAUUCAGCUAAUGAUAAUUCCACCCAGCCAUGUUUUGAAAACAACAUAUAUGCAUACAUUUACUUUGUGGUUUUUAUUAUAUUUGGAUCCUUCUUCAUGCUGAACCUCUUCAUUGGUGUAGUUAUCGACAAUUUCAACCAGCAAAGAAAAAAGAUAAGUGGAGAACUCAUCUUUUUGUCAGAGGAUCAAAAGAAAUAUUAUAAUGCACUAAAAAAGCUUGGUAGCAAGAAACCACAUAAAACUAUUCCACGACCUCUGAACCAGUUCCAAGGAUUUCUUUUUGAUAUCGUAAACAAGCAAGCAUUCGAACUGUUCAUUAUCAGUCUUAUCUUCUUAAAUGUGGUGGUCAUGGCAGUGGAAUAUGAAGGUCAAGAUGUGGCUGCUGACCAACUUCUUGAAAAGAUCAACUGUGUCUUUGUUGCCCUCUUCACUGGCGAGUGUGUAAUGAAACUGUUGGCUCUGAGGCUUUAUUUCUUCAAAGACUCCUGGAACAUAUUUGAUUUGGUGGUUGUCAUUCUUUCAAUCAUUAGCCUUGCAGCAACCCAGCUUUGGCGACAUCUCAAUUUCCCGCCGACCAUCUUGCGUGUCAUUCGUGUGAUCCGUAUCAGUCGCCUCCUGAGGCUGAUCCGAGGCGCGAGAGGACUGCGCACCCUGCUUUUCGCCCUGCUGAUGUCCCUUCCCGCUCUCACCAACAUUGGGCUCCUCCUCUUCCUGAUCAUGUUCAUUUACGCUAUAUUUGGCAUGGCUAAUUUCUCCUGCGCAAGUUGGCGCCAGGGGAUCGACGACAUUUUCAACUUCCAGACGUUCGGCAACAGCAUGCUUUGCCUCUUCCAGAUAACAACGUCUGCCGGCUGGGAUGAGCUUCUGGGGCCGAUGCUCCUCCAUCAGGACAACUAUAUGUGUGCUCCGAACAUCAACUCCAACCCACAGAAGAGCCCCUGCGUCAACAGCAAGGUGGCCAUUGCCUAUUUUGUCAGCUACAUCAUUAUUUCAUUUCUGAUUGUAGUCAACAUGUACAUUGCUGUCAUCAUUGAGAAUUUGAACAUUGCCACCGAAGAGAGCACAGAACCACUAGGCGAUGAUGACUUUGAAAUCUUUUAUGAGAUCUGGGCAAAAUUUGACCCCACAGCCACCCAAUUUAUCUCUUACUCAGCACUGUCCAAGUUUGCAGAUGCCCUGGCAGAACCUUUACGAAUACCAAAACCAAAUAGCCAGCAGUUGUUGUCCAUGGACCUUCCGAUAGUCAAUGGGAAUAAAAUCCACUGUUUGGAUAUUUUGUUUGCUUUUACCAAAAGGGUGCUGGGAGAAUCUGGAGAAAUGGACUCGUUUGAGUCCCAAAUAGAAGAAAAAUAUCCGGAGAAGAUUGCUUAUGAGCCGAUCGUGACAACUCCCAAGAGAAAGCAGGAUGAGUCUGCCAUCAUAAUUCAAAGAGCUUUUCGGAUGCAUCUCCUUCAGAGUGCAGGAAAGGAGGCGCCUCAGGAACCCUUUGUGACUAUCUCCUUGGAGAAUAUUCCAGAAGAGGAAAACUUAUCUGUGUUCGGCCUGAGUGAAAAUGAAGGCAGCCAGUCCAGUAAUUCUCAGAGCUUGUCUUCGGUGGUCAUUCCUCCAUCCUAUAGUAAUGUGACUAGCAUCGUUCCUGACAUUCAACAGGAGGAGUCUUCUGGCCAUCAGGAUGAUACAGAGUGA
Messenger RNA from Ahaetulla prasina, 4888 nucleotides. RefSeq names its product sodium channel protein type 5 subunit alpha-like. Gene Ontology annotation, molecular function: voltage-gated sodium channel activity. The record is from RefSeq and is a predicted model, not a curated record. Gene Ontology annotation, biological process: neuronal action potential; membrane depolarization during action potential; sodium ion transmembrane transport. The transcript has 23 exons. Gene Ontology annotation, cellular component: axon; voltage-gated sodium channel complex; plasma membrane. NCBI's taxonomy places the organism in Eukaryota, Metazoa, Chordata, Lepidosauria, Squamata, Colubridae.